Macrosiphum euphorbiae (potato aphid) is the source of this 348-nucleotide messenger RNA. Lineage: Eukaryota; Metazoa; Arthropoda; Insecta; Hemiptera; Aphididae. The record is from the annotation of a GenBank genome assembly.
AUGUCGUCAAGUGACGACGACUUAUUAAUGGCAAGUGCUGCUUUUGUGAUAAUGAACUCAUUAUUAAAAAAAGAAGAAAAAAAAAAAAGAAGGCACAGGCGUUGGUGGAUGACUUCGACAUUUAAAAGUCGAAUAACUUAUAGUGGUAGUAAUUUACUAGAGGAUUUGCGAAGAGAAGAUUCUGGUCAUUUUAAUAACUUCUGCAGAAUGCCACCAGCUACAUUUGACGUAUUACUAGAAAUGAUCACGCCUAUGAUUAAAAAAGAAGACACGAAUUUCAGAAAGGCUAUACCACCUCAAGAGCGACUAGCCUUAACCUUACAUUUUUUAGCAACUGGGAACUCUUGA